This is a messenger RNA of Phytomonas sp. EM1, 877 nucleotides long. The record is from the annotation of a GenBank genome assembly. Lineage: Eukaryota; Euglenozoa; Kinetoplastea; Trypanosomatida; Trypanosomatidae.
GAAUAUGUAUCGGUCAAGUGUUCGCACAUACAACCCUGCAGUUUUACAAAUACAUGAAUAAAAGGCACAUUUUGUCAUCAAAACAGACAUAGAAAGGAUAAGUUCAUUUUUUCUGCCCGGUAAUCACCUGCUCAAGAUGAGCGGUCUACCUUUUAAUGCCAUGCAAAAGAAGGUGCCACCGCCUACACAUAUCGAUACUGCCAUUAUUGACCCCGUAGAAUUCGCGUUCGUAUCGGCGGGCGACAAUUAUGUGUUCAUAGCCCACCAAGAAUGCCUGCAAAUGUCUCCAUUCCUUAGGAGAGCCUUGACUAAAAAGGCUCCGUUACACACCGACAAUGUUUGGAUCGAUUUCGAUGCGUUAAACUAUGAAUCAAAUGAUUUGUCACCUCCGAAUGUCCCUGGUGUUAAGGGUCAAACAGUCCCUAAGGGAGAUCGUGCGACAAGUGAAGUUAGGAUAAGGAUAAGUUUCCCAAAAGCUACUCCCUUGGCUGUUGAUAUACUUCUCUCUUAUCUCUACUACAAACGUAAAUACGAGGGCAAUGUGAAUACUAAGCGACCUGAGUUAGGGGUUCCCGCCAGUUGCGCUUUGGAACUUCUGAAACUUUCUAAUGUUCUGGAGUGCUAGUUGUUGAAUCGACUCUUUUCCCCGUUGUGGCUCGUGUCGUGGUGAUAGAAAUUACCCAAACAUUGAGUUCAGGCUAUAUCCACAAGUAUGUAAGCGAUAGAACGCCCCUAACACGAUGUACUUGGAUUGAGGAUCCUUCUGUUCUUAAAGGUGUAUGCUAGGAUGCAAAUACGCCAUGUAUGAUAUUGUAUUUCGUAGGAGCCUGGUAAAAAAAAAAGUGCGUUCCACUGUGUAUUGACUAUCGAUGUUGUU